CUGGCGAGCUGCGGCUUUCUCGAUCAUUGCCCCAAACACCAUCUUACAUUCUCGCUUCUUCUCUUCCUCGUACGACACUCUAUCCUCUCCUUCAACAUACAUCUACGCUCGCUAAAUCGCUCUUCUGGCCGCCUUUCGCCGUCACCGACAUCCUCCUUCGCGCUUUCUCCGACGGUCUCUGUCUUCCCCCGAUACCUAGUCGAGACUCCUGAAACGAAAUCGAGUUCGCUACGGUCCAGACCCAUUCUUGCGCAGGUCCUCGAGACUCAAUUGCACAAUUACACCGCUCGGGUUCCAUGCCGCAGCAAUGAAGAGACGGACAUAUCUGUUCUGAACCAAUACUCCGUCACAAGACAUUCUCUUGAGGCCUGAGGACGGACGUCAUUGCAUGCCACAUCGGUCCUCCAAGCCACUCCGUCCACGACGCAAACCCCUACAACAAGGAUGGCCGACCUCUCUCUUGGUCCAUUAAGGAUUGCGAAUCCCGAUGAUGCCUCUCCAGACACUCCCUUACAGCAACACGCUCCUCCGUCCUCGUUCCCAAAAGUGUCUCCUCUCUACGAUGCCAAUGGGAGAAAUGAUUAUCUCUCCGCCGGCGCUGCACGACCUGGAAGUCCCGUAUCUCCCGUGGACACGCCCUUGGAAGGCCUCCCAUCUCAACCUCCGCCAGAAACAUCUUCAUCCGCGCCAUCAACAAUUAACCAGAAUAAUCACCCAGCGGACCGAACCGCUCAGAGGUCAAAUCUCCCCCAUACCUAUCAAGAUCAGCAACAAGCACAAUUUCCCCAAUACCCUACCAUGAUACCUCAAAACCUGCACGAUCCUCGGGCGAACUCGAACUCGAACCGACCCGGCUCUGCAUACUAUACCCAAAUGCCUGCCAACGGUGUUGCUAGUAACGGAGUAUCGAGGCAAGGGUCGUAUAGGGUACGCAGCGACGGUUCUGGCACUUCCGGAUUUCCAGUAAGAACAUCAUCGAAACGCUCGGGCAUGGGCGAAGUGGCCGGGGUGCCGUCAAGAGACGACUCACAUACAGAAAGAGCGUAUGGCCAGGGACAAUAUACCUUGGGCAACGCACCUCUCCCUCCGCGAAAAGCAUCUCGCGGCAUGGGCUCUGCUCGCCUGGGCACUACCCCGACUGGCAAUACACCUCUGUCCACGACUCCGAUCUCGAUACAAACUCCAUUGUCGAGCUCUCCCUACAACCUCGAAGAUCGUCCGUUGACCACCGCGGCUGACGACUGGCAAGAACGAGGAGCAGCUGUGGGGGUCAAGAAAGAGUAUGAUGCAGACGGUCGAGUGUCCCUCAAACCGGUCAAGAAGGGGGUCAAGGAUUUCAACUUUGGAAGGACGUUGGGAGAAGGCUCUUACAGUACGGUGCUUGCAGCUACGGAUCGAUCGAAUGGGAAAGAUUAUGCCAUCAAGGUCCUGGACAAGAGACAUAUCAUCAAAGAGAAGAAGGUGAAGUAUGUCAACAUUGAGCGAGACACACUCAAUCGCUUGACAGAUCACCCGGGUGUGGUUCGGCUCUACUACACUUUUCAAGAUGAGAGGUCGCUAUACUUCGUUCUGGACCUAUGUCCCGGCGGUGAAUUGCUAGGCGUCCUGAAGCGGAUGUCCACGUUCGAUGAGGAGUGCACUCGAUUUUAUGGCGCACAAAUACUUGAUAGCGUCGAGUAUAUGCAUAGCCGCGGAGUCAUCCAUCGAGACUUGAAACCGGAGAAUCUAUUACUGGACGAGAACAAAUACAUCAAGGUGACCGACUUCGGAACCGCCAAACUACUGCCAGAGCGGAAAGAUCUUGAUGGACGGGUUGAUUUUGAGCCGGAUUCGACCAGUUCUUCGGAGAAUAGAGCCAACUCAUUUGUCGGCACUGCAGAAUAUGUGAGUCCGGAAUUAUUGACGGACAAGAACGCCUGCAAAGCCAGCGAUUUGUGGGCAUUUGGCUGUAUUCUCUAUCAGCUGCUUGCUGGUAGGCCACCAUUCAAGGCUGCCAACGACUAUCAGACCUUCCAGAAGAUUGUCAACCUCGACUACGAUUUUCCGCGAGGCUUCCCAGAUCUUGCUCGAGACCUUGUGGAGAGAUUGCUCGUCCUUGACCCACAAAGGCGAUUGUCGCUGGAACAUGCCAAAAACCACCCAUUCUUUGCGGGCAUACAAUGGGGGAAGGCGUUAUGGCAACAGAAAGCACCACGCUUAAAGGCGUACAUGCCUCCGCCGCAACCUCCCAUCAAGCUCAACGGAGGUGGCGGUCAAGACAGCUAUCCCCCAGACAUUGGGCCCACUCAUAGCACGCAAUCGACCAUGCUCCCUCCGAACAAUCAAAAACCACAACCAAGGGUGAUCACUGAAUUACCACCACCGAGUCAACUCGAUAUUGAAUGGUCUCCUGUUCUGACGAGAAACAACGAGAGGAUACUGAAGUUGGGCAAUCUGUCUGUGGUAUCGUCGCCCAACCCUCACAGUCCUCACGGUAGCGAAGGGGGGAAUAAAUUAUCCAGGCUGUUUGGCAGCAGAGAUACCAAGAAGCGACAGAGACUUGUCAUGGUCACAUCGAGCGCUCGAAUUAUUAUAGCCGCAGCUGGGGGCGAGGAGAAGAAGUCCAAGUCAGAGAUCUCGCUACUCUCUCCCGGGGUCGAAUUUUCCAGUGCCACUGAUUCGAAGGGGAUUACACAAUGGAUCGUCAACACGAGAGAUCGACACUUUGUCUUUGAAGACCCGAAACCACCUUCGAACGAACCGAUGGCGACAGCCAUAUCUGCGCAGGAGUGGCUUGAUGCCUUGGCUCGUGCCCGUGAAAUUGCAAUCUCGUUGCAAACCUCGAACAACAACUAUUCGAAUGACGACUCCCUCAAUCUGUCAUCCUCGGCAUUGUCGAGUCAUGCGAGCACCAUGGAUCGGACGACCGACCUCAGUCCACACGCUGCGGGGCAUGGCCAUUCUGGUCGCUCAAUACUGCACAAACAACAGUCUGGAGGCGAUGCCGAAUCACUUAAGGGGAGAAAGCGCUUCAGCAAGCGGCAGUCGAAGAGUGGAUUGACCGCGGUUUUCUGAGGAGCUCAUUGCAUCCUCGUGCGUUGAUCUACUUCUUGAACCAAUUCUUAGCAUAGCGUUGCGAUUGUCGGGGUUUAGUGUGUAUGGCGAUACUGCGUGGGCAGGGCAUAAUGAGUACAUCUGAAGCGCAUUUGGCUUCACUUCCCUGGGGUGCAUUUUGUACGGCAGACUUGAUGGUCAUGGGAUAGCAGCCCUCUCGAAAGAUCUAUACAAGAUAUAUUGGCCUGAAGAAAAAGAUCACCAAACGGCCGAUGGAUCGAAUCAACGUGUUUAAUUUCAGACGAGGACUGAUUGUAAGUGCUCACGUAUUCAUCUACUCAUGUACUCAUGUAAACACUUUGCGAGAGAAAUGUACGAUAUCCGUUUUGCG
Exophiala xenobiotica is the source of this 3424-nucleotide messenger RNA. RefSeq lists its product as uncharacterized. The record is from RefSeq and is a predicted model, not a curated record. Gene Ontology annotation, biological process: intracellular signal transduction; peptidyl-serine phosphorylation. Gene Ontology annotation, molecular function: ATP binding; protein serine/threonine kinase activity. The transcript is spliced from 2 exons. NCBI's taxonomy places the organism in Eukaryota, Fungi, Ascomycota, Eurotiomycetes, Chaetothyriales, Herpotrichiellaceae. The coding region runs from base 445 to 3054 and encodes 869 amino acids.